AUGGAUUCAACAUUUGAUGCCAGAGCAAGUAAUAAAUCUUAUUUAGGGUCCAAUUCUAUUGCGUUAACUAAAAAUUUUGAAGAUUGGAACAAUGAAGCUGUUUGUGAAUGGCUUUCAGAAAAUAAUUUCAAAAUGUCUGAUAUUGAAAAGUUUCAAGAAAAUAAAAUCAAAGGUGAUCAUUUGGAAUUUAUUGGAGAUAAAAUUUUAAUUCAAAUGGGACUAAGUAUUUAUGAACGUUUAUCCUUUAAAAGUAUUUUUAAAAAAUUGAAAAAUAAUAACAAAAUUAAAAUAGAUUCAACCGAUAAUUAUAAAAAUGAAUGCGAAUCAAAUAGUAUUAAUAAUAGUAAUAAUAAUAAUAAUAAUAAUAAUAAUAAUAAUAAUAAUAAUAAUAAUAAUAAUAAUAAUAAUAAUAAUAAUAAUAAUAAUAAUAAUAAUAAUAAUAAUAAUAAUAAUAAUAAUAAAAUUGAUACAUUUAAUAGUUCUAUUAAACAAUUAAAUUUUUCCCAAGAGGCCAAUGACCCAAAUAUCAAAGCACCAAUACUUGAUAUUAAUCAAUAUAAAUUGAUUGAGGAGAUCGGAAGAGGAGCUUUCAGUAUAGUUGAAAAGUAUGAAAAUAAAUUAAAACCAAAUGAAUUUAUUUCAAUUAAAAGAAUCAAUGUUUUGGCAUCAGAAAAAGAAAUGAUUGUAAAAGAAAUCAAUAUGCUUUAUUCAAUUAAUCAUCCGAAUAUUAUAAAAAUAAUUGGAUAUUAUAAAGAUGAACAUUAUUAUUACAUUGCAACACCUUAUUAUAAGAAAGGUUCAAUUGCAAAAAUUGUUAAAAGUAUAAAAAGUAAAAACAACUCUGGGUUUAGUGAAUCUAAUGUAAGGAAUAUUUCAAAAAAGAUUUUAAAUGCGAUUGAUUAUUUACAUUCAUCAAAUCCUCCAAUUGUUCAUAGAGAUAUCAAAGGUGAUAAUAUUUUAUUAAAUGAUAGUGAUGAACCAAUCUUGGCUGAUUUUGGUUUAUCCUAUUUGGCAAUUGAAAACAACACCAAUUUCAAGACAGCAUGUUGCUCACCAUUUUGGGCUGCUCCGGAAAUAUUAAAUAAAAGUACAUCAGAUUUUAGCCGAAAAUGUGAUAUUUAUAGUUUUGGAUGUACGAUUUUAGAGAUGAUUGUUGGUAGUGAUCCAUGGGGAGGUAAAAGAAAUCAUCAAAGUCAUUCACCACCAAUUCCGACAUAUUUAACUUUGGAAUGUAAAGAAGUUUUAAAUGAAACUCUAAAGUAUAAUCAAAAUUUCAGAGCAGAUUCUAAACAACUACUCGAAGCACAAUGGUUCAAGGAGACUUCUUUAAGAAAUUCUUCAAAUGGUGAAAUUAUCUUUAGUUCAGAAGAUAUAAUGAAAGAAUUUAAGAAAAAUGGUUCUACUAUUCAAAUAGGUCCAGUAAAACAGGAAUAUAAAUAUAAAGAGCAAUUUGACAUUGAAAAUAUCUCAAAAUGGCCUCGAGAACCAAGUUUUAUUGACCCAAAACAUAAAAAUUAUAAAGAGGUUUUGAAUCUAUAUGAUCAUUAUAUAAAUCACUCCCCGUUUAUGGCAAAGAUCGGACCAUAUGUAUUAGAUUUAAAGGAAGAAUUAAAUGAAAAAACCUUUUACAAAAGUCUAGCAAUAAGUUCAAUAUUGGGAAAGAUUGAUAAAUAUGAGCCAACUACAAAUCAAAAUCUAAUACCAUCUCUAUUUUUUGGAUUCAUAAAUUUUGUUUUAUAUCAAACUAUUAAGCACUACCCAUCAAAAUUUAGAAUUCUUUAG
Molecule: messenger RNA, 1782 nt
Organism: Dictyostelium discoideum AX4
Lineage: Eukaryota; Evosea; Eumycetozoa; Dictyosteliales; Dictyosteliaceae
Gene: samkB
Exons: 2
Coding region: 1-1782 (593 amino acids)
Molecular function (GO): protein kinase activity; protein serine/threonine kinase activity; protein serine kinase activity
Source: RefSeq, a predicted model, not a curated record